UUCAGGAGUGCAGCAGUGCAGCAGCUUGGAAAACCGGGGCCCAAAGCCAGACACCGACAUGGCAACAUCCUUGACACGUUCAGGGAUCGUGAGGCUCUGGGCCCGGCUGGUUGCAGCAUCAGCGACCCAAGUUGUCGGGUGCUAGAACAAGCGGGCGAACAACAAGCCAGGUUUGGCCCAGAACAGCGACUUGACGAUGCUCUUUAAAAUUUAGUGUGGGAUGACAGGUCUGAAAUCUGAAUGUGAAAUGAAACUCGACAACUCUCAAGUUGACGAUACACUGGCAAAUUUGGGCAGCCCCGGCCCAGGCUUGUGGAUGGGCCCGCUAACGCACCAGAGCCCGCACACUUGCGGCGACUUAGCAGCGACCGGCCUCAAUCCUACCUAUCAGGGCAUGUCAACUUGUGGGACCCGAAAUUACACAGAAACUCUUCGUGAGCCUUCCAAAGAGCGUGCGAUUACCGGGCCGGACGUGGGUCUCUUUUUGGAGAUGGACUCCAGGGAAUCGCAGUGGCUGACAGGGCAGACGUUGGCCAGGCGCCCACCCAAUGCGCCAUAUCCCUAUCCAUGGAUGUAUGUACCUCCGUAUGUAGGUCAGUUAGGUAGUGUCGGCUCCUCUGUAGUGCACCAAACCUGGAAGUGGACAGCGGGAAUAUUUACAAACUGGGGAACCUUCCAUUUGGCGUCCAUCCAAACUUUUGCAAACCUCGACGGUCUCUUCCCUCCGGCCACUCCACGCCGCCUGCCUUUCCCUCCCUCCUUUUCCUCGCCCACCCCACGAGGCGGAUUGUUGAAGAGGAGCAGUACACUGUACGGUGCCGGUAGAGAUAGGCGCUCGGCAUAGCAAUGCAUCGAUUGGACCUACGGUGCUUCACCAGACGCCGCUCUUCCACCCACCCAAUGUGCUCCAAUUGAUAUUUGCCUCAAACGCCCUUCCAAUCCAACUUACUCCAAUCUUUAACCUGUUUGAUUUAUUUCUCUUCUACUCGCUCAUUUUCGUCUGCCUGUAUAGGCGACAUUUCAGUUCUCUUAAUCUUAUUUUUCUGCCCUGUUGUUGCGACACUCUCGUCACGAUUUAGUU
Messenger RNA from Canariomyces notabilis, 1081 nucleotides. RefSeq lists its product as uncharacterized. The transcript has a single exon. The record is from RefSeq and is a predicted model, not a curated record. NCBI's taxonomy places the organism in Eukaryota, Fungi, Ascomycota, Sordariomycetes, Sordariales, Chaetomiaceae. The coding region runs from base 221 to 844 and encodes 207 amino acids.